Molecule: messenger RNA, 2141 nt
Organism: Bombus pyrosoma
Lineage: Eukaryota; Metazoa; Arthropoda; Insecta; Hymenoptera; Apidae
Gene: Arpc1
Product: actin-related protein 2/3 complex subunit 1A-A
Exons: 6
Coding region: 1029-1976 (315 amino acids)
Biological process (GO): Arp2/3 complex-mediated actin nucleation
Cellular component (GO): actin cytoskeleton; Arp2/3 protein complex
Molecular function (GO): actin filament binding
Source: RefSeq, a predicted model, not a curated record
UCAGAACUACCAAUAUAUAGAACACUAAUAUUAUGUAGAAAAUUGAUUGCGUUUAUAGGUAAAUUAAACUGAACUAAUGAUUACGUAUAAUAAAUGAUAAUUAUAUAAUUUUAUUCUCAAAUAUGUCGUCAAUAACAUGAUUUUGAGUAACUUUUUCCUAUAUAUACCGCUAUAUAACCGUUGCUUGGCGUUAGUUUUCGAGAUAUUCAUGAAGGUACUUUUGCUACUUUUUAUAUUUGAGUUAGCUUUAUAUAUGAACAUGAUAUUACUACAUGUAUGUUCGUUGUUUUCGCAAAGCUAAACUAAUCGUACUUGAGUUCCUUUCUUAUCUUUCUGUAUUUACGAAUUGAACCGUGAGAUGUAUAAACGCAUCGUAACACGAAUCCCUGCACGAACAUAUCUAUGUAUCAUAUCAUCAUGUUAGUACGUGAAGUUAACCCAAGUAUACAAUCUCUAUUAUGAUAGGAAGGAAAGAGCAAGGAAAGGAAAGGAAAAGAAAGAAGAAGGAAAAGCGUGUUUCGUUUGAAGCCUCUUGGUAAGCAUAAGUAAUCUCGCCCAUUAGUCAAAGUGUAAAAGACCUCUGAACAAGGCCGUUUAUUAGACCGGUCAAACGUUGGAAUUUGGAAUAACUAUGAUUAGUAAAGUAAAGAGAGAAGAGUAAAGUGAAGACUAAAGUAAAGUUUCGAGAUUUGUGUGUUUGAUGUGCAUCCCUCUGGUGGCGAGUAUAGGAGGGCCGUCAUAACAUUAAUACAUACGUGACCGCACCCGUUUUAUGUGGUUAUGUGUGGUGAUUCAUAGAUAUUGUAUGUAAAAUUUAUUGAAUUCCUCAGGUAAAAAAUAUAAUACAAAAUGACAGAAGUUCAUAACUUAGGUGUUGACGCUAUCAGCUGUCAUGCUUGGAAUAAAGACAAAAAAGAGUUAAUAUAUUUUUUACAGAAGUGGCCAUUUGUCCAAAUAACAAUGAGAUCCAAGUUUACAAACGCACGUCGAGUGGUUGGAAAUUGUUACAGAAUCUACAGGAACAUGAUAUGCAUGUUAUGGGUAUUGAUUGGGCACCGAAUACCAAUCGAAUAGUAACAUGCUCCGCAGAUAAAAAUGCAUAUGUUUGGACACAGGAAGGGGAUGGAAAGUGGAAUCCCGCAUGGGUACUUUUAAGAAUAAAUCGUGCAGCAACAUGUGUAAAGUGGUCACCAUUAGAAAAUAAAUUUGCUGUUGGAUCUGGAGGUAGAGUAAUAGCUGUUUGUUAUUUUGUUUCUGAAAACAAUUGGUGGCAGUGUAAGCAUAUAAAACGCCCAUUAAGGUCCACUGUAACUACAGUCGAUUGGCACCCAGAUAAUAAAGUUUUGGUUGCUGGAUCCACUGAUUAUAAAGUUCGUGUAUUUAGUGCAUUUAUUAGUGAUAUGGAAGAUGCACCUGGUAAUGGUCCAUGGGGUCACAGUAAUACUUUAGGAACAUUACUUGCCGAAUUCCAGAAUACUCCCAAUGGAGGAGGUUGGAUACACUCUGUUGCAUUUAGUCCUUGUGGCAAUAAAAUUUGUUGGGUAGCACACAAUUCAUCAAUUUGCAUUGCAGAUGCUACUAAAGGAAAUGCUGUUAUACGAUUGUAUACAGAGCAUUUGCCAUUUUUAUGUUGUGUUUGGAUGGGGUCUAAUUCCAUUAUCGCUGUGGGACAUAGUUGUAUGCCUAUGCUGUAUUCUAUAGACGAUAAUGGUCAACUAUAUUUUGUAUCAAAAUUAGACAACACACAGAAAAAGGAGGCUGCUGGUUUGUCCGCUAUGCGUAAAUUUCAAUCGUUAGAUCGCCAAGCUAGAACCGACACGAACGAUAAUGCCUUAGAUAGUAUACAUCAAAAUACUAUCAACUGUGUGCGCAAAGUAUCAGAUAAUGAAUUUAGUACGAGCGGUUUAGAUGGUCAAUUGGUAGUUUGGGAUCUCAAGCUUCUGGAGAAUUCUAUUGCUGGUCUCAAGAUAGCAUAAGUAAAAUGUUUUUUUAUAUCAAAGAAAGACGGAAGAUGUUACAUCAACUGAAAAGAUGUAUAAAUGUUAAAUCUGAAACGAAACGAAAGAAAAUAUACAAUUUCUCAUUAAUACUUCAAUUAUAUCAAUUACUCCUAUACAAAAUACAUUAUAUUUUUAGCUAAA